This is a messenger RNA of Prosopis cineraria, 1636 nucleotides long. Its product is annotated as CBL-interacting serine/threonine-protein kinase 5-like. The transcript has a single exon. Gene Ontology annotation, molecular function: ATP binding; protein kinase activity. Gene Ontology annotation, biological process: protein phosphorylation; signal transduction. The record is from RefSeq and is a predicted model, not a curated record. Bases 140 to 1474 code for a protein of 444 amino acids. Lineage: Eukaryota; Viridiplantae; Streptophyta; Magnoliopsida; Fabales; Fabaceae.
UGAAGAACAAUAACCUUGGCGCUCCUCCUUCCAAGAAAAUAGAAACACUGUGUUUUCCGUGCAAGCCCAGUCAAAGUUCGAUCCCUAUUUCCACACUAAACCAUCUAGAGAACGAGCCACAGUAACCUCAUCGCCGUCAAUGGAGGAGCGUCAUACUCUGUUUGGACGCUAUGAAAUCGGAAGGCUUCUGGGGAAAGGGACGUUCGCUAAAGUCUAUCAUGGCAAGCGAAUGUCGACGGGCGAGAGCGUUGCGAUCAAAGUGAUGAGCAAAAACAAAGUGCAGGGACAAGGGAUGAUGGAGCAGAUCAAGCGCGAGGUCUCCGUCAUGCGUUUGGUUCGACACCCCAACGUUGUUGAACUCCAAGAAGUCAUGGCCACCAAAACUAAGAUCUUCUUCGUAAUGGAGUAUGUUCGUGGAGGCGAGCUCUUCCACAAGGUCGCCAGAGGCAAACUCAGAGAGGAUCAAGCACGAAAGUACUUCCAACAGUUGAUCGGCGCCGUCGAUUUUUGUCACAGCAGGGGCGUCUCUCACAGAGACCUCAAGCCUGAGAAUUUAUUACUCGAUGACAACCUCAAAGUCUCCGACUUUGGCCUCUCGGCGUUGCCGGAACACCUCCGGUACGACGGCCUCCUCCACACCCAGUGCGGAACUCCGGCGUAUGUUGCCCCUGAAGUUUUGAGAAAGAAAGGAUACGACGGAUCCAAAGCUGAUAUUUGGUCCUGCGGGGUGAUUCUUUACACAUUAUUGGCUGGAUUUCUUCCGUUUCGACAUGAAAACGUCAUGACGAUGUACACCAAGAUCUUCAAAGCUGAAUUCCAGUUUCCUCCGUGGUUUUCUGCGGAAUCAAGGGGAUUGAUUUCCAAGAUUCUCGUACCAGACCCAGAAAGUCGAAUCACGAUUCCUGCAAUAAUGCGGGUCCCCUGGUUUCAAAAGGGAUUUUCGAUCCCAUCAGCGUUUCAUUCAGCGGAACUCACUUCGAACAGAGCCGUUGAAGAAGACUCCAGAACCAAGCUGCUUCCAUCAUCCCCUGAGUUUUUCAAUGCGUUCGAGUUUAUUUCUUCAAUGUCUUCCGGGUUUGAUUUGUCUGGGUUGUUCGAGAACAAGAGGAAGACCGGGUCAAUGUUCACUUCCAAGUUCUCGGCGGCGGCGAUUAUGUUGAAGAUGGAGACGAUGGCAGAGAGGUUAAGGUUCAAGACGGCAAAGGUGAAGGGCUUCAAAAUAAAGCUGGAAGGGCGGUCGGAGGGGAGGAAAGGGAGAUUGCAGGUGACGGCGGAGGUGUUCGAGGUGGCGCCGGAACUCGCUGUGGUGGAGUUUUCAAAGUGUUCCGGCGACACUUUGGAAUAUACCAAGUUUUGCGAGGAAGAUGUGAGGACGGCGCUGACAGACAUUGUUUGGACGUGGCAAGGGGACAACACGUGUAACAGUAGCAUCGGAGAGGGCGCGGGAAGUCAAACGAUGGAGCGAGUAAUAUAAAUACACUUCCCUCCCGAUUCUGACUCCGUUUGAAACUUAGCUAGAGUUUUCGUGACACCAGUAGUCCCUGAAUGUAAGCUAAAGUUUAUAUAACAAAACAAAACGGGUUUGUGUGGCGUAAUGCUUUCUUAUCAUUAAUUUUCCUCGCACGCAACAUUUAAA